AUGGACAAGAAAAGCAAAAUGCAAGCAGAGAAGCACCUCACGGGAACGCUGGUCCUCUCCGUCUUCACCGCGGUGCUGGGCUUCUUCCAGUACGGCUACAGCCUGGGCGUCAUCAACGCGCCCCAGAAGGUGAUAGAAGCCCACUACGCGCGCGUGCUGGGCAUCGUCCCCCUGGACAGGCUGGCCACCAACGCCUCCGGGGAGGACGGCCCCAUCCCCAGCACCAUCCCCGGCACCAUCCCCGGCACCGUCCCCGGCACCGUCCCCGGCACCGUCCCCGGCACAGAGGCUUGGGGCAGCACCGAGGGGACGCUCGCGCCCCCCGAGGACCUCGCCGCCUCCCCGCACAUCCUCACCAUGUACUGGUCCCUCUCCGUGUCCGUGUUCGCCAUCGGCGGCAUGGUCUCCUCCUUCACCGUGGGCUGGAUCGGCGACCGGCUGGGGAGGGUGAAGGCCAUGCUGGUGGUGAACGUCCUCUCCAUCGUGGGCAACCUCCUCAUGGGGCUGGCCAAAUUCGGGCCGUCGCACAUCCUCAUCAUCGCCGGGAGAGCGAUCACGGGGCUGUACUGCGGACUCUCCUCCGGCCUCGUGCCCAUGUACGUUAGCGAGGUCUCUCCCACCGCCCUCCGGGGAGCGCUGGGGACGCUGCAUCAGCUGGCGAUCGUCACGGGUAUCCUCAUCAGCCAGGUGCUCGGGCUGGACUUCCUCCUCGGCAACGACGACAUGUGGCCCCUGCUCCUGGGGCUGUCCGGCGUGGCCGCCCUGCUGCAGUUCUUCCUGCUCCUGCUGUGCCCUGAGAGCCCCAGAUACCUUUACAUCAAACUGGGGAAGGUGGAGGAGGCCAAAAAGAGUCUGAAAAGGCUCAGAGGAAACUGUGACCCGAUGAAAGAGAUUGCUGAGAUGGAGAAAGAAAAACAAGAAGCGGCGAGUGAGAAGAAAGUGUCCAUCGGGCAGCUUUUCACCUCCUCGAAGUACCGGCAGGCUGUCAUCGUGGCGCUGAUGGUCCAGAUAUCCCAGCAGUUCUCAGGAAUCAAUGCGAUCUUUUACUACUCCACAAACAUUUUUGAGAGAGCCGGAGUUGACCAACCCGUUUAUGCAACCAUUGGCGUUGGAGUGGUGAACACAGUCUUCACUGUUAUCUCUGUGUUCCUGGUGGAGAAGGCGGGCAGGCGCUCCCUGUUCCUGGCUGGCCUGAUGGGCAUGCUGAUGAGUGCUGUGGCCAUGACGGUUGGACUUGCGCUCCUGAGCCAGUUCGCCUGGAUGAGCUACGUCAGCAUGAUCGCCAUCUUCCUCUUCGUCAUCUUCUUCGAGGUGGGGCCUGGGCCCAUCCCCUGGUUUAUCGUAGCCGAGCUGUUCAGCCAAGGCCCGCGCCCUGCCGCCAUCGCCAUCGCCGGCUUCUGCAACUGGGCCUGCAACUUCAUCGUGGGGAUGUGCUUCCAGUACAUUGCGGACCUGUGUGGACCAUACGUGUUUGUCAUCUUCGCCGUCCUGCUUCUGGUCUUCCUUCUGUUUGCCUUCCUCAAAGUACCUGAGACAAAGGGGAAGUCGUUUGAGGAGAUCGCAGCCGUGUUCCGCCGCAAGAAGCUCCCGGCCAAGUCCAUGACCGAGCUGGAAGAGCUGCGAGGCGGCGAGGUGGCGUAGGCACGGCCACGCAGGCAGGAAGGAGGGACGGAGCCUGGGCUUCCUUCAGGCACAGCGGGAAACGCUGGGCAAAAGUCUCAUUUCACACAAACCUCGCAGGCGGCAGCCCACGGGCACUUCUGACUGCUGCCGCCUGCACCCUCCAGCCACAGGUGCCAACCUGGCGCUUUGCUCUGAAACCAUCGGCGCAGCUGGACUCAGGAAGAGCCGGGGAAAGCACAGGAGGAACAUGUUACACGUGUGUCCCCACGCCCCGCCGCGUGCUGAGGCGAUGGCCUUACUAACUGGGAAAGCACUGCAUCGAGCAGGGCCCUCGCCCGGCUGGAACGAAGGGAAGAGGGGUGGGGUGAUGCUGAAGUGUCAUGCCUUCACCUUUUCUUCUCAUGCUUGCCGCUUCCUCCUGCUCAGUGAGCCGAAGCCUUGAGAAACCACCUGCAAGGCAGCGGUGCUGGCGGCACAGCGCGCUGAGCGCCCACGGUGCUGAGGGACACAGGCCCUGUGGGGCCGGGGCAGCCAUGGCUGCUCUGGGCAGCCUGGGGCUGGGCCUCCCCUCCCUCGCUGCCCUCCUUCCCCACCCUCUGCACCCAUCUUCCUGUCAUAAUGUACGGUGCUCAGGCCAACCGUAACAGCUAAUGGGACCCCGAAGGGUAAAUGGCUCCUGCCCCACUAACUGGGAGGUGCCCCCUGCUUGGCACCACUGGGGUCUCACUGGCUGGCUGUGCUUCACCAAAGACAGCGUGUGAGAGGGAGCUUGCUGUGUUUCUGUAGCCUUGUUCGUGCUCAUUUUGCUUCUGUGUGAGAGAAUUCUAGGUUACAAAAUCAAACUGUGAGGAUUUUCCUUCCUUUUGGGGGGAUAUGUUGGAAUCAGUGUAGAAGCCUGCUCUCUGCUCGAGCUUUUAAGGUUUGCACGUUCCCUGUUGUGAUACCCGGCUACUUCCUAGCAAGCUCUUCAGGACAGACACCCAGUAUUUAUUUAAAGAGAAGGCACCAGCACUGCUGGGUCACCGUGAGCUCACAGCAACUGCGAGUGCCGCAGUGGCCAUGGUGUAACAGAAGAUCAAAGAUGAAGAAAGGCAUGAGAAGAGAUGGGCCAAGGAGGACCACAGCCGGCUGCAGUGGCUUUGGUUUCAGACAAGAAGGUUCAUGGGCCUGAACUUCCUUCCUGUGUAUACCUUGCCCUCUUGGCAUUAAGACCCUAAGGCUAGUUUUGGUUCCUUCUGAGCAACUGGAGUGCGGGCACGAGGUUCCCCUGGCCCAGCAGCUGGCCCUGUGUGCAUACUGGAGCAAGGAGAUUUCACCGGAGGCUUUCCUGGGAUGCCUGCAAUAACAGCAUUUUUCUGUCUGUUACAUAAAGGUGGCAAUGAACAACACCUGUGGCAUCUGUUGGCUUGUGCUGUUGUUUUUUUCCCGUCCUUACAUCCCAGCCGUAUGUCCAGCUCCAGAUGGGA
This is a messenger RNA of Cygnus olor (mute swan), 3089 nucleotides long. RefSeq names its product solute carrier family 2 member 2 (gene SLC2A2). Gene Ontology annotation, biological process: monosaccharide transmembrane transport. Bases 1 to 1641 code for a protein of 546 amino acids. The transcript is spliced from 11 exons. NCBI's taxonomy places the organism in Eukaryota, Metazoa, Chordata, Aves, Anseriformes, Anatidae. Gene Ontology annotation, cellular component: brush border; membrane. Gene Ontology annotation, molecular function: hexose transmembrane transporter activity. The record is from RefSeq and is a predicted model, not a curated record.